This is a messenger RNA of Cavia porcellus (domestic guinea pig), 2886 nucleotides long. RefSeq names its product phospholipid phosphatase 7 (inactive) (gene Plpp7). The record is from RefSeq and is a predicted model, not a curated record. Gene Ontology annotation, molecular function: sphingosine-1-phosphate phosphatase activity. Gene Ontology annotation, cellular component: nuclear envelope. The transcript is spliced from 2 exons. Bases 494 to 1309 code for a protein of 271 amino acids. NCBI's taxonomy places the organism in Eukaryota, Metazoa, Chordata, Mammalia, Rodentia, Caviidae.
UGCUGGGCUCCCAGGGGUCUGGACUGCUGGGAAGGAGGAAGCUGGCAAAAGUAAACCCAGAGAACGUCUCUGUCUGGGCCAGAGGUGAGGCCACAGCUGAGGCCAGAGCUGAGGCCACAGCUCAGCCCAGAGCAUCAGGACUACAUUUCCCAGAAUCCUCUGGAGCCGGGGGGCAGCCAUUGGCAGAUUUAAAUAGCCCAGGCGCCCCCCUCCCUCGGCCGUGGACUCGUCCACCUCCCGGUGGGUUCAUUGGCGCGGCCCUCAGGGGUGGGCUCCACUGGCCACCCAGCUGCCGCUGACGUGCGCGCGGAGCGGGUGACAGCGGAGGUAAACAGCCAUGUGUGCGCCUCUCAUCUAUAUUUAACAGCUGCUGCAGGGAAGAGGAGGCAGGUGACAGUGGUGGCAGCUGGGGCGGCCCUGGUUUUGGAGGGCAAGGCCUUUGGAGCCGGGCUGGCACCGGCCUUCUCGGGGUGACCGCGCAGGGAGGGACAGCAUGCCAGCUUCCCAGAGCAGGGCCCGCGCCCGGGACCGCAGCAACGUCCUCAACCGGGCCGAGUUCCUGUCCCUGAACCAACCCCCCAAGGGGACUCCAGAGCCCCGCGGCUCCGCCAGGAAGGCCCCGGGGCCCUCGGCACAGCCCCCGCCCACCAGCGAGGGGCCCCGCGAGCGGCGCCAGUCCCAGCAGCUGCCCGAGGAGGACUGCAUGCAGCUGAACCCCUCGUUCAGAGGCAUCGCCUUCAACUCCCUGCUGGCCAUCGACAUCUGCAUGUCCAAGCGGCUGGGCGUGUGCGCCGGCCGGGCCGCGUCCUGGGCCAGCGCCCGCUCCAUGGUCAAGCUCAUCGGCAUCACGGGCCACGGCGUGCCCUGGAUUGGGGGCACCAUUCUCUGCCUGGUGAAGAGCAGCACCCUGGCCGGCCAGGAGGUGCUCAUGAACCUGCUCCUCGCCCUGCUCCUGGACAUCAUGACAGUGGCAGGCGUGCAGAAGCUCAUCAAGCGGCGCGGGCCCUACGAGACGAGCCCCAGCCUGCUGGACCACCUGACCAUGGACCUCUACGCCUUCCCUGCUGGCCACGCCAGCCGUGCUGCCAUGGUGUCCAAGUUCUUCCUGAGUCACCUGGUGCUGGCGGUGCCGCUGCGUGUGCUGCUGGUGCUCUGGGCCUUCUGCGUGGGGCUGUCCCGCGUCAUGAUCGGCCGCCACCACAUCACCGACGUGCUCUCAGGCUUCGCCAUCGGCUACUUCCAGUUCCGCCUGGUGGAGCUGGUCUGGAUGUCCUCCAACACCUGCCAGAUGCUCAUCUCAGCCUGGUGAGCCGCCUGCCCGCCACGGGCCAGAGAGCAGCAGCGGGGCCUGGCUGCCAGGCCGCAGACUCUGCUUCUCCACCCUGGAGGCCGAUGACUGCAGGUGACCCCUGUGACUGGCACGGCUGGCAAUGUCUGGCCCCUGCCCCUCUGCCCAGACUCCAGAUCUCCGCUCCAAAUGCCAGGGGCCUGGCUUGGCUUGGCUUCCGCUUAGGAACAACAGGGGAGACCGAGAGGGCAGCAGGAGGGGCAGGAUCUCAUCACGUUGCAGUGGUUGUUGGUCCUGGUUGCUGGAUGCCUGCCGCACCCACCUGGAUGCCCGGCUGUCGAGGGCUUGAGCGGCGGUGUUUCCCACACGGCCGUGGUCCAGGGCUCAGCUGUGUGCGGACCUCCUGACAAUGCAGAUGGCAGCUGGGCCAACAGGCAUGGGCUUUGUAGCAUGUGCAGGGAGCUGUUGGUGCGUCCAGCCCCAUGCAGGCCAAGGUAGCACUGGCCAGGGCACCGGGCACAGGCUGGCCCGUUUCUGGCCUUCCUGGGACAGGCCAAUUGGCCCCUCUCCUCCAGAUUCAGGCCAGUGCUGCUCUGCCCUGGGGCCGGGCACUAGGACACAGGGAGCCAGAGUCCCCCCCUCUAGCCUUUCUGCCCUCAUCUCCCUGCUUUCCAUGCCCACGGGGAGCUCUGCCCACAGGGAGCUCCAGGGCAUAGCUGGCACCUGCCUUCAUUCCUGGCAGUUUCCACUGCUUCAGGUCCCUUCUGCAGUUCCCAGGUGCUGGCUGCAGCCGGCUUCUCUUGCCCUUUCCCCGCUAUCUGGAAUCUGUCACCUGGGGUUAGGCUGGAGCAAGCUUGGGGGGGCACUACUAGAGAAUGAAUUCACCCCUCACACUGAGCUACAUCCCCCGCCCUUCUUUAUUUUGAGACAGGGUCUCAGAAUAAGUUGCCUGGGAUGAGCUCCAACUUGGGAUUCUCCUGUCUCAGCCUCCUAGAGUGCUGGGAACACAGAUCUGUGCUGUCAACCCCGGCUCACUACACCAGGGAGAUACAGCUGCUCCCUGCUGGGGUCCAUGUUCCCAGCAGGGCUACCCAGGAGUUCUUCCUGUUUAGGGGCUGAGGGAUGAGUGUCUUUAGGAUUUAGGGGGCCCUAAAGGUUGGGGCCUCGAAGCCACUUCCUGCAGAAGAGCCCAAGUACCCGCUGGCUCAGGUCUCACAGCCGCUCCCAGCCCCCAGUGUGCUAAUCUGUCAGGGAAGGUGAUGGUGGUCCCCGGGGUUGUCAGUGAUGCAGCUGUCCACGUGGACUGUCUGUGCCCCUGGACACAAGGCCUGUUCUGCCUCUGCCCAACCUACUGGUCCCCAGAGACUGCACCCCCACCCUGCUCCCUCCCCAGCAGAGAGGGUAAUGAUGCCAAAAUACAGUUUGUGUUUAAAUAAGACGCAUUACCUAGGUGCCAUGGCAUGCACCUGGAAUGCAGCACUCGGAGGCUGAGGGAGGAGGAUCACCUCGAGUUCAAAGGCAGUCUGGGCUGAUAGGAAGAUCCGGUCUCAAAGAACCCAAAAUACAGACAAAAAAAUAAAUGGACACAUCGCCACGAA